Messenger RNA from Oncorhynchus nerka (sockeye salmon), 828 nucleotides. RefSeq names its product type-4 ice-structuring protein-like. Bases 107 to 469 code for a protein of 120 amino acids. The transcript has 4 exons. The record is from RefSeq and is a predicted model, not a curated record. Lineage: Eukaryota; Metazoa; Chordata; Actinopteri; Salmoniformes; Salmonidae.
GGUGGCCCCAAUCGUUCCUGAAGGACUAUAAGACGUUUGGGAGGCUCAAGGAAAGAUACCGUCCGGCCUAAACUGUCCUGCAAUUCAGGUGCCAUACUCAGCAGCCAUGAAGUUCUCCCUUGCCGCCCUAGUUGUCGUGCUCGCUCUGGCACACGGAAGCCAAGCAACACAGUCCCCCGAGGUUGAGAAGCUGGCACAGUAUUUCCAGGAUCUGUCAGCUCAGCUGACCUCCACCACUCAGGAGCUAGUGCAGAAGAUCCAGUCAGAGACCUUCGUAGAGGAUGGAAAGGCCCAGCUGCAGCAGAUCCAGGCCCAGCUGGCACCCCUGGCCGAUAAUAUGCAGGCCCAGCUGAAGCCCCUGGCUGAGAACAUGCAGGCCCAGCUUAAGCCUCUGGUCGACAACUUCCAGGCUCAGAUGGAAGACCUCUUCCGCAAGCUGAUGGACCAGACCAAGUCCCUCGGCCAAUAAAGCAGUUCUUUUUCAAUAACCUUAUCACCUCGGACCGAAUCAACAGCUCCAUGGGCUUACAAUCAGUCAAAACCAAUCCAACAAGAACCCGACAAGCUUUCAACCCUCUGCCAAUCAAUCAAUCAAUCAAAUGUAUUUAUGAAGCCCUUCUAACAUCAGCUGAUGUCACAAAGUGCUGUACAGAAACCCAGCCUAAAACCCCAAACAGCAAGCAAUGCAUGUGUAGAAGCAUGGUGGCUAGGAAAAACUCCCUAGAAAGUAUUUUUGUGCCAAGAAGAAUGUGCCAAGACAAAUGUUGUUGACAUGCAAAGACAGACAGUAGUAAUCCAGAACAUCAUUAAAACUUGGAAACAAACUGA